Cladophialophora immunda is the source of this 879-nucleotide messenger RNA. RefSeq lists its product as uncharacterized. The coding region runs from base 1 to 879 and encodes 292 amino acids. NCBI's taxonomy places the organism in Eukaryota, Fungi, Ascomycota, Eurotiomycetes, Chaetothyriales, Herpotrichiellaceae. The record is from RefSeq and is a predicted model, not a curated record. The transcript has 4 exons.
AUGCCGCUCACAGACUACAACCCGUUCGCGAAGCGCGAAGAGUUCACCUCAAGAAAUCUCCUUGCGUACAAGAUCCUCACGAUAGUUAGCUGGCUCCUGCUCGUUAUAUUUGGAGCAGUCUACACAUUCCAGCGUCCUAGCGAUUGCAAACAUCACAGACAUUGUCACACAAUAUGGGGGCAAAACAAUCACCAUCCGACAGGGUUCAGCGUCAAUUCGGUGCUGACAAGCAUCUAUUGGGUCAUUGUCCUCAUCUUGCAGGCGCAUUAUGUUCGAUUCCUAUGGAGUGCGGACAAGGACUACGUGACUAAUGCUGCCAACGUGGGCUCGCACUUCAUCCUGCACAAUCUCUUGACCUUUGGCUUCAUCUUGCUUUGGGUCCGAUCGUACUUCUGGCAGGGCGAGCUCCUUCUCAUUGUCAACCUGUUCAACUUGACAGCUCUCUACUUUGGCCAUCCUACCACCCCUUUGAUCAUCCACAUUCCCAUCGUCUCUGCCCCGUUGGCGUGGAAUUAUGUCGCCAUCUUCUGGGACGGUGCUGUGAUGGUUCCCGGGGCUACCAGGUUACCUGCUCGGAUUGUCGCCAACAUCUUUAUUUGGGGCAUUCUCAUGCUGGGUGCCUUCUUCCUCGCGGUAUUCAAGGACUGGACUAUGGGGUUCGAACUGGCGAUUCUCGCGUUGUCCCUGGCACUGGGUCAACUUGCAACCAAGGUUGUGGCUUUCCAAUGGAUCUUUGCUUUUAUCAUUGCCGGCGUCCUUUUCGUUCUCUCUCUGGCAGUGGGGGCUCCCAAACUCUUUGGAGCAGAUCGUAGCGCUCGACAUGAGGGUGCGAUAGUCAGCGAGGACCGGGAACGGGCCCCUCUUCUGGACGAUCACUGA